Messenger RNA from Pseudoliparis swirei, 6089 nucleotides. RefSeq names its product synaptic vesicle glycoprotein 2Ca (gene sv2ca). Gene Ontology annotation, biological process: chemical synaptic transmission; transmembrane transport. The transcript has 13 exons. The record is from RefSeq and is a predicted model, not a curated record. Gene Ontology annotation, molecular function: transmembrane transporter activity. Gene Ontology annotation, cellular component: membrane. Bases 1 to 2256 code for a protein of 751 amino acids. Lineage: Eukaryota; Metazoa; Chordata; Actinopteri; Perciformes; Liparidae.
AUGGAGGACACUUACAAUAACAGGACUUCCCUAACUAAGGGGGCCAAGGACAUAGUCAAGGAGGCCAAGCGGCAUGCAAAAAAGAAAGUCGGCAAGGUGGUGGACCACGCCACGGACGAGUACUCGUCCCACCGCAACUAUAGCCGAUUCCAGGAUGAGGAGGACGAAGAUGACGAUUUUUACCGAAACCCUCCGAGGCCGGACGGACAGGGCGACCAUGACAACGAGGAGGGCUCCAGUGAUGCGACAGAGGGCCACGAUGACGAGGAUGAGAUCUAUGAGGGCGAGUACCAGGGGAUCCCCUCGGCGGGAGAUAGGAAGCAGAAGGAGGGCCAAGUGGCAGCGGGACAACCGAUGUCGGACGCAACGAUGGACCGCAAGGGGCUGGAGCAGGAGAGAGAGGCCGACGAGGAGGAGCUGGCCCAACAGUACGAGCUGAUCAUCCAGGAGUGUGGUCAUGGGAGAUUCCAGUGGCAGCUGUUCCUGGUGCUCGGGCUGGCACUCAUGUCCGACGGGGUGGAGGUGUUCGUGGUGGGCUUCGUGCUGCCCAGCGCAGAGACAGACAUGUGUGUGCCCAACUCCAUGUCGGGAUGGCUAGGCAGUGUUGUUUACGUGGGGAUGAUGGUCGGAGCGUUUUUCUGGGGGGGCAUGUCUGACAAAGUGGGCCGAAGACAGUGCCUCCUCAUUUGCCUGUCCACAAAUGGCUUCUUCGCUUUCCUGUCAUCUUUUGUCCAGGGAUACGGCCUCUUCCUCCUUUGCCGUCUCGUCGCAGGCUUUGGGAUAGGAGGUGCUGUGCCCAUUGUUUUCUCCUUCUUUUCAGAGGUGUUGUCCAGGGAGAAAAGAGGAGAACACCUCAGCUGGUUGUGUAUGUUCUGGAUGAUUGGAGAGAUCUAUGCAUCUGCUAUGGCGUGGGCCAUCAUACCACACUAUGGUGAAACCACUUGUAAAACAUCAACAUUUAUCAACGUAUAUCUUUAUACAGGUUGGAGUUUUAGUAUGGGUUCAGCGUACCAGUUCCACAGCUGGAGGGUGUUUGUCGUCGUCUGUGCCCUGCCCUGUGUGUGUGCUGUGGUGGCACUUACCUUCAUGCCCGAAAGUCCCAGGUUCUACCUCGAGGUGGGGAAGCACGAUGAAGCCUGGAUGAUCCUCAAACAGAUCCACGACACCAACAUGAGGGCGCGUGGGCAACCGGAGAAAGUCUUCACCGUAAACAGGAUCAAGAUACCCAAACAACUGGAUGAACUGGUGGAAAUGGAGUCAGAGUCUGGCAAUCCAGUUUCCAGGUUUUUCUUUCGGAUAAAGACUGAAAUACAUGGGAUCUAUCUGAAUCUCAUGAAGUGCUUCAACUACCCUAUGCGAGAAAACAUGAUACGACUCGCCAUAGUGUGGUUCCUGCUGUCAUUCGGGUAUUAUGGCCUGUCAGUCUGGUUCCCUGAUGUCAUCAAACACCUGCAGGCAGACGACUAUGCGUCCAAAGUGAAGCUGCACAACAAUGAGCGCAUUGAAGACUUCACCUUCAACUUCACCCUGGAGAACCAGAUCCACAAAAACAGCCUCUUCAUCAACGACCGAUUCAUCAAUAUGAAGCUGAGGUCCGUCACCUUCAUCGACUCUACCUUUCGUAACUGCCACUUUGAUGAUGUCACAUCGGUGGGCUCCUUCUUCCGUAACUGUACUUUUAUUGAUGUUCUCUUCUUUAACACAGAUAUUGAUGAAUCCAAGCUGAUAGAUGGCACAGAGUUGAUCAACUGCACAUUCACCCACAACAAGAAAGGAUGCCAGAUGACGUUUGAUGAUGACUACAGUGCCUACUGGGUAUACUUCAUCAACUUCCUCGGAACCCUGGCUGUUCUGCCCGGCAACAUUGUUUCCGCCCUUCUUAUGGACAAAAUUGGGCGUCUGUCCAUGUUAGGCGGCUCCAUGAUCCUUUCGGGCAUCAGCUGUUUCUUUUUGUGGUUCGGCACCAGUGAGUCCAUGAUGAUUUUCAUGUUGUGCCUUUACAACGGUCUGAGCAUCUCUGCCUGGAACUCCCUCGAUGUGAUCACGACUGAGUCGUUCCCUACGACCAGGAGAGGAACAGGCUUUGGGUUCUGCAACGCUCUGUGUAAGCUGGCGGCAGUCUUGGGGAACCUGAUUUUUGGCUCUCUAGUUGGCAUCACAAAGGCCAUCCCCAUCCUCAUGGCCUCGUCCGUGCUCGUCGGGGGAGGCCUGGUUGCACUCCGGUUGCCUGACACCAAGUCGAAUGUCCUCAUGUAACGCCAGCUUGGCGUUCAUCAGCCGGGAUAAAACCUGGAUGAAACCCGGGUGAACCUGAGAGGAAGGCCAGGGAGCGUUGAGCAAGGAGUGCAAAUGGCUUGGUUCAGACAUAUCUUAAUCACGUUUCGCUAAUGUACCGUAGCUGGAUAGCAACCCACUUUUCUCCCAGUGGGUUUUAAUCUCUAUCAUACGAAUCCAAAUCAUUAGAAUCCUCGUUAUUCAAUAAUAAGCUCAGCCGUUUUGCGAAUGUACCGUCUGGCGAUCUCACAUGACACCGCUGGGAGUUCACACAUGUUUUCAAUUCAAUUUAAUUCAAUUCAGUUUAUUUGUAUAGCCCAAUUUCACAAAUUACAAAUUUGUCUCGGAGUGCUUUACAAUCUGUUUACACAUAGACAUCCACAUUUGGUCCUGAGACUUUGGUGGAGUUCUGUUCAGUGACUGGUUGCCCCCUCCACCUGUAAGCCAUACGUUUGAGUGGAGUCACUGCAGCGUUAAAGCUCAAGGCUUUUAAUGUUGAUACAGUCUUAUUAAGACAAACCAGAUGGGGAGAAAAGUGAAAAACAAGCUGUAAUGAGCACUGCCAACCUUCUGUGUGGCAACGUAGGGACUAGAUCAGACAGAGAGGACAUACGACACAGCUGUAUGACAGCCAGCUGGCCCACAAGACUCAUGUACACAGGACAUGCUGUAGACGGUAUGCAGAAAGGCAACAUGUACAUCAACACAUAGACAUACUCGUGAGUGGUGCACUCACAUAUACGACACUUUCUUUUCCACACUUGGACAAACAAAGCUGUAUUUUGCUCGACGUGACAUUUGCGUCGACGUCUUCAAACUUUUCAACAUACACUACCGUUCAAAAGUUUGGGGUCACUUAGAAAUGUCUUUAUUUUUCAAAGAAAGGCACUGUUUUUUCAAUAAAGAUAACAUUAAUCAAAAAUACACACUAUACAUUGUUAAUGUGGUAAAUGACUAUUCUAGGUGGAAACGUCUGGUUUCUAAUGAAAUAUCUCCAGAGGUGUAUAGAGGCCCAUUUCCAUCAACUAUCACUCCAGUGUUCUAAUGGUACAUUGUGUUUGCUAAUCGCCUUAGAAGACUAAUGUCUGAUUAGAAAACCCUUGUGCAAUUAUGUUAGCACAGCUGAAAACAGUUAUGCUGGUGAUAUAAGCUAUAUAACUGGCCUUCCUUUGAGCUUGAAGUUUGAAGAACAAAAUGAAUACUUCAAAUAUUAAUCAUUAUUUCUAACCUUGUCAAUGUCUUGACUAUAUUUUCUAUUCAAUUUUCAAUUCAUUUGAUAAAUAAAAGUGAGUUUUCAUGGAAGACACGAAAUUGUCUGGAUGACCCCAAACUUUUGAACGGUAGUGUAGAUAAUUUAAGUAUGACCCCAAGCCCUUUGCAUUACCCGACCAAGAAUCAAAAAGGCCAUUUAAAAAAUAGAUAUUGUACCGGUAAUUGUGUGGUAUGUUGAAUCCGAGGCUGCUAUUUAUUUUCUGCUUAUCGUUUUGUGUUUUGUGGAAAUUAGAAUAAUGACAUUUUAUCCAAAUGUUGUUAUUCCAGGUCUCCAUCCAUGUGUGGUAUUAUUGUACAAAUGCUCUCUAAUGAGCUCUUCCUCUGAUUUAGCUUUGUGUUGGAUCUUCCUUGAGGCUGAACAGUGACAUGUCAUGCUGCUUCCAUUUAAAAAUACUGAAUGGCCUUUUUUUUUAAAAAUGUGCCUCUCCUUAACUGGAGCAGUCUGCCGAUAGUCAUGUGGUGUCUAAAGGUCAUUAGAAACAGACAGAAACUGAUUAAAUAUUCAUCUCCUUUUGUGUGUGUAGAGUAUAGAUGUGAGAUGAUGUGGCCAGCAUCUUGAUAGUUUGGGAAUUACUUUUUCAUUUUGUCAAACCACUUGAUCUCUUUUUUCAAACAUCCCUAUUUUUUAUAAGUAUUUUACUCUCAUCGUUUAAAUCACUAAUCAAAACCCACCUGUUCAAAACUGCUUUUAAUGUGUGAUUGUGUGCUCUGAACGUUCUUAUUUGCUUUAAUCGUUUGUUCUUAUUGUAAUUUUUAAUGCAUAGCUUUUAGGAUUUUUAAAAUUAUGUGUUGUAAAGCGUCUUUGAGAAUUAUGAAAAGCGCUAUAGAAAUGUUUUGUAUUAUUAUUAUUAUUAUUAUUGGUGAGAUAAGCCUCCUCUGCUCCACAAUAGGUGACAAUAAAUCAUGAUAACAUUGGAUCAAAUGGUGUAUGUUACCAAGCAUAACUUCAAAGUAAUAACAAAUAAAUAAAUAAAAAGCUUCUUUUUUGAGCACUUAUUGAUGAGAUUAUUAAUAUUUCUCCUCAGAAUUUUUUUUUUUUUUUUUUGGACUAUGUAGUUUAAGUCACGUGGGAACAAAUCUACUCAAAUUAUCUUUGCAUGUUUGCUUAAUUUAAAAUUGUGAAAAAUAGAAAACUGGAUGAUGAAUUUGAGCUCUGUCAACAGUUUUGUCUAAAACCUCACACUGACCUACCUUGUGCUCGUUAUGUAUCGUGUUAUUCAACAUUGGGACCUCACUGCUUUCUGCUUCAGAUAAUAAUCAUCACAUCACUUUACUAUACCUCUCACAUUGUAAUUGAAAAAUUAAUUUUGACAUUUCAGUUGCUCUCAGUCUUGUUUCAUUUGUGCACACGAACUGUGUGUUUCGUGACGGUCUGUGCCCUCCUGCUUCUCUCUGUAUCCGUGGUGUCUGUGAUCGCAGCGUAGAGGUAGUUUGCCUCUGCACUGCAGUCGGCUCAGAAACAACCGUUAUUCUGCUGCUCGACAGAAACAAAGCAUUAUGAAGUGUGCUGCUAUUGUACAACAGCUAUAUAUUUGACCAAAUGAUUUAAGUAUUUUUGAAACAAAAGUAUAACAUAGAGAUUCUAAAUGUGACUGAUAUAAAAAGUGAUGACUUUGCCUAACGUCAACCUAACGUCAAUCCGAGUCGGCAACGAUAGUAGAAAGCUUAAUACUGUAUGUUUCUGGAUGAAUUUAAACUUUAAGUAAUGGCAGAUCUACCUGUUGUGUUUUUGGAGAGAAAUUGCAUUACCAGUUAUGUUUGAGGUAUUUGGGGUAUUGCUUAUAUGUACUGUAUUAAAGUGUGUGUAUAUGUGUGUGUGUGUAUGUGUGUACAUACGUGUGUAAAAGAGUGAGUACUGGAUGUGUGUGUGGGCCUGCAUAUAUACAGUAUGAGUGUAAAUAAUGUACAUAUCAAAGCUAAUAUCGGUGGACUUCUGGUUAUAAGCUCCUUGAUCGCCUCAUGUGUCUCCUGCUUUGUUCUAACAAUAAGUCCAUCUGCUGUAUCUCUGUUGUACAUCUCUGUGUGUCCUUGGCUUUAAGCCCUACUCACCUGCUACUCUCUCUGUGUGUGUGUGUGUGUGUGUGUGUGUGUGUGCACAAACUUGCAUGUGUGUAAGAACAUUUCUGUUCUUUUGUGGUCAACUUUGUGUUCUUUCUGUAAAUUCAUCUGGCAGAAAAUGAUGGCAAUAUUGAGAUUUCUGUUGAGGAAAAAUGUGAAUGUAUCACUCUUGUAAGUUCUGUUUAUCCAUGUUAUGGAGAUAAUGAAAUGUAUGUGGAAAUAGAGUUGUGUAUAUUAUUGUGAAGGGCCCGCCAGUCAGAAUGACUGAGCUGUAUGUUCAGAGGUACAUAAGUGUGAAACGAUGUGAAGAAUUAUUUGCCAAAUGAUGCCCUGUGAAUAAUAUUUAAAAAUGGAAAGGCAGGGAUUGCAGACUGUGCUGCUUUUGAACAUAUAUACAAUAAAAUCUAUGUUCUCUUGCAAAUUAUGCUUUGCUUUUAUUUCACAAUCCUUAUCUCAAACCUCAGAAUAAAAUCAAUUUCCAUAUU